AUGACUAACCAAUCCCCAGUGUCCUCUCUCAAAAAGGCUCAACAAAGCCAAUUGAUCUGCUCCCUCCUAUGGAUAUUCGCGGUCGUACUGAGCAUACCAACAAUGGUUCACAGGAAGGUGAAGUUCAUCAAGGAGUUCGAGACAAUGUCCUGUAUACUGGAUUAUAGUCAUGACAGCUCUUGGAAGUUGGCUCAUCAGGUUCUGAUGAAUGUGGUGGGCUUUUUACUCCCUGUUCUGGUCAUUGUUUUCAGCAGUGGAAACAUAAUCAAGGCUUUGAUUCAGAGGAGGGAGAGUGUUGCUUUUCAUGACACUAAUGACACAAAGGCCACAGCGCUGGUGUAUGCCGUCACUCUACUAUUCUUACUGUGUUGGGGUCCCUUCCAGGUCUUCACCUUCCUCGACACACUCUGUGAUGUCCAGGCGCUGGACGAGAAGCUUUGGUUCCACACUCUAGAUAUAGGAGGCCAGGUUUCAGUGUAUCUGGCCUUUCUCAACAGUGCCCUGAACCCAAUGCUGUAUGUCUUCUCAGGGCAGUACUUUAGGAGGAAAGUGAGCGCCAUCUACAUGAGGACGCAACAUCAUCGCAGAGGAUCAGAUAUGACCAUAUAUCAACGCUCUGUUGUGUCCACUUACAUUAACAGAGCAGAGCAAAUCAAGGCUGUGGUCAUUUUUAAUGCAAUGGAUCGGAUGUGA
Anoplopoma fimbria (sablefish) is the source of this 693-nucleotide messenger RNA. RefSeq names its product B1 bradykinin receptor-like. The coding region runs from base 1 to 693 and encodes 230 amino acids. Gene Ontology annotation, cellular component: membrane. Gene Ontology annotation, molecular function: bradykinin receptor activity. The record is from RefSeq and is a predicted model, not a curated record. NCBI's taxonomy places the organism in Eukaryota, Metazoa, Chordata, Actinopteri, Perciformes, Anoplopomatidae. Gene Ontology annotation, biological process: immune response; neutrophil chemotaxis; G protein-coupled receptor signaling pathway. The transcript has 2 exons.